Messenger RNA from Lachancea fermentati, 1692 nucleotides. The record is from the annotation of a GenBank genome assembly. NCBI's taxonomy places the organism in Eukaryota, Fungi, Ascomycota, Saccharomycetes, Saccharomycetales, Saccharomycetaceae.
AUGUCCGAAAUUACUCUAGGCCGCUACUUGUUUGAAAGAUUAAAGCAAGUUGAUGUUACGACCAUUUUCGGUUUGCCAGGUGACUUCAAUUUACGUUUAUUGGAUGAAAUCUAUGAGGUGCCAGGUAUCAGAUGGGCUGGUAACUGUAACGAAUUGAACGCUGCUUACGCUGCUGACGGUUAUGCCAGAAUUAAGGGUAUGGCUUGUUUGAUUACAACCUUCGGUGUCGGUGAAUUGUCGGCCUUGAACGGUAUUGCCGGUUCCUACGCCGAGCACGUCGGUGUGUUGCACGUUGUUGGUGUUCCAUCCAUCUCUUCCCAAGCUAAGCAAUUAUUGUUGCACCACACCUUGGGUAACGGUGACUUCACUGUCUUCCACAGAAUGUCUGCCAACAUCUCUGAGACCACUGCUAUGAUCACUGACAUUUCAUCUGCUCCAGCUGAAAUUGACAGAUGCAUCAGAACCACAUAUAUUACUCAAAGACCUGUUUACUUGGGUUUGCCAGCCAAUUUGGUGGACCAGAACAUUCCUGCCAAGUUGUUGGACACUCCUAUUGACCUUUCUUUGAAGCCAAACGAUCCUGAGGCUGAAAAGGAAGUCGUAGACACCGUUUUGCAAUUGAUUAAGGAAGCCAAGAACCCUGUUAUUUUGGCCGACGCUUGUUGUUCCAGACAUGACGUCAAGACUGAGACCAAGAAGUUGAUUGACUUAACUCAAUUCCCAGCUUUCGUCACCCCAAUGGGUAAGGGGUCCAUUGACGAACAACACCCAAGAUUUGGUGGUGUUUACGUUGGUACCUUGUCUUCUCCAGCUGUCAAGGAUGCCGUUGAAUCUGCUGACUUGAUCUUGUCUGUUGGUGCUCUAUUGUCCGAUUUCAACACUGGUUCUUUCUCUUACUCUUACAAGACCAAGAAUGUUGUCGAAUUCCACUCUGACUACAUUAAAAUUAGAAACGCCACUUUCCCAGGUGUACAAAUGAAGUUUACUCUACAAUCUUUGUUGGAGAAGGUCGGUCCAGUAGCCAAGAGUUACAAGCCAGUGCCAGUUCCAAAGGGUCAAAGUCCAAACGCUGCCUGUGCUGCUUCUACUCCAUUGAAACAGGAAUGGAUGUGGAACCAGGUCGGAAAGUUUUUGCAAGAGGGUGAUGUUGUUAUCACAGAAACUGGUACAUCUGCCUUUGGUAUUAACCAAACACAUUUCCCAAACAACACUUACGGUAUUUCUCAAGUUUUAUGGGGUUCCAUUGGUUUCACCACUGGUGCCGCCUUAGGUGCUGCUUUUGCAGCUGAGGAAUUGGACAAAAACAAGAGAGUUAUUUUGUUCAUUGGUGACGGUUCUUUGCAAUUAACUGUUCAAGAAAUAUCAACCAUGAUCAGAUGGGGCUUGAAGCCAUACUUGUUCAUCUUGAACAACGACGGUUACACUAUUGAAAAGUUGAUUCAUGGUCCAACUGCCCAAUACAAUGAAAUUCAAAGCUGGAAGCACUUGGAUUUGUUGCCUACAUUUGGUGCCAAGGAUUAUGAAGCUAUCCGUGUCUCCACUACUGGUGAGUGGGAUAAGCUAACAACUGACAAGGAUUUCGUGAAGAACUCUAAGAUCAGAUUGAUCGAAAUCAUGUUGCCAGUCAUGGAUGCUCCAUCUAACUUGGUCAAGCAAGCUGAGUUAACUGCUGCCAUCAACGCCAAGCAAUAG